Messenger RNA from Lodderomyces margitis, 5082 nucleotides. RefSeq names its product dynamin-like GTPase (gene NAG6). The transcript is spliced from 2 exons. The record is from RefSeq and is a predicted model, not a curated record. Gene Ontology annotation, cellular component: endoplasmic reticulum. Bases 1 to 5082 code for a protein of 1693 amino acids. Gene Ontology annotation, biological process: endoplasmic reticulum membrane fusion. Gene Ontology annotation, molecular function: GTPase activity; GTP binding. NCBI's taxonomy places the organism in Eukaryota, Fungi, Ascomycota, Pichiomycetes, Serinales, Debaryomycetaceae.
AUGGCUAGCGUUGAUUUCACACCAAUCGGUAAAAAGAGACCAAAUACCAAAUUCCAAGUAAUUCGAGGCUACAAUGCAGAAGAGAAUCGACCCAACAACCGAAAUUUGUUUCAUACAUUGAAGGACUCGACAAACAUCCACCAUGAUGUAGGUGACUUUAGUUUCGACGAGACUACAAGAGAGUGGGAAGACGACUUUAAAAAGCAAGCGGUGUCAACUAAGCCCCAUAAGAGAUCACCAAGGCAUGAAACAGUGUUUGCAAAUGUAGGAUUGGGGGUCAACCAGCUGGAGGAAAUUAUACACCGCUUGGAGUCUGAAGCGUUAAGCUGGAAGAUUAAAUACAAAGAGCUUCUCAAGUUAGUUGAGGAAAUGGAGGUUGACAGUAAUAUGAUUGAAGUUAAUGCAGAACUUAAAAGUCAAUUGAAGUUGAUGGAGGAGAGGUUACAACGUACUGAGAAGGACCCACAGAAGGACCCACAGAAGGAGAAAUAUCUUCUCGAACUCGAACACAAGGAUAAGAUGAUUCACCGAUUGAUUAGAGAUAUGGAGAAAUUGGAAAAAGAGUUACAAUCACAUGACAAAGAUGAUAGUGAGGAAUUGAAACACGAGUGCUUACAGUUGAGACAGAAGCUUAGCAUUUACGAGGAAAAGCUAAGCGAUUACGACAUGGUUAGAGAAGGCAAUUCGGAAAUUCGCAAGCAAUCGCAGGAGGAUAGCAGGCAAAUAAAAGAAUUGAAACGAAUAAUCGAAGAAAAUGACCAGAUACACCGGUCAGAGCUAGACCAUUUGAAGUUGUUGCUAGCAAAUGCCGAACUCAAGUUGAAUACAGCUCAAAAGGAGGUCAAUACGAUGAAAGAAAAGUCUUCUGAUACUCUGCAAGCAAGGAGACAUUUUCAGGCUGAUUUGAACGAACUCAGCGAUGUAAAUCAAGGUCUCAGAAAACAACUUGAUAGUCAGCUGCAGAAGCUGAAACAGUUGCAAGCUGAUGUGGAUGCGCUUACGAGGACCAAACUGGAUUUGUUGCGCCAGAUAGAGCACGAAAGAAACAAAUCAAACGAUUUAGCCAGUGACGUACGCCAGUAUGACAAAGACAAUAGAUUAUUAGUGGACAAGCUUGAUAAAGAGAAAGAACGAGUAAAAGACCUUGUGAGCGAAGUUCAAAUAGCGCAAAGAGCCAUAGAGCGAGGAAGACAUGAGCAAGCAGAAAUGGAAAGAUUGUUGGGGAAGACUAACAACCACUUGGAAAAUGUUGAUGCUGAAAGAGUGAGCUCAUUGAAGAAAGAACAGUCACAGUUGCAGAACAAGAUGAAAGAGGUAGUUUCUCAUUGUCAAGACUUGGAAGAAGAGGUAACCUCGUUAAAGACCAAAUUGAAGAAUAAAGCAAACUCCAACCUCGAGCAGGAGGCUCAGAUCCAUACUCUCGAGGAGGAAAAUUUACACUUGGCUCUUGAUCAUGAAAAACUCGCUUCAACGAAUCAGUCAUUGAAAAACGAAAUUGAAAAAAUGAAAGCUGAUCUUCAAAUUUGCCUCCACGAGAUUGACCAGCUCGAAAACUUGAACGAGAUGGAGUCGGAAAAACGAGUGUCGCAGUUGUUGUCAAGUGAACAUGCUCUCAAAGAGGAAGUUUCAUCGUUAUCAAAGUUGGUUCUCCUGUUGGAGGAAGAAUUGAGAUUGCUAAAAGAGGAGGGUCAAGACAACAAAGAACUCUUUGAUGACAACAGGGAGCUAGUGAGAAAACUCAAAGAGAUGCAACGAAUCCUUGAAGAUUUGGGAGUCUCAAGUAAAGAAGAGUUAGACAUUUUUGAGACCAACGUGAGAGACAGAAUAAUGACUAUGAAAAAUGAGUUGAAGGAUAGCGAUUUGCUUGUGAGAAAGUUGGAAAAUGAGCUUAAAAAGACCCACGAGGAAAUCAGAUUCUUACAAGAUAGGGUAGUCAGCAAAGAGGAACAACUCAAGUCAGUAGAGAGUCUAUUGAAUGGUGACAAAAAGGAAGAAGAAUCAGCCAUUCAAGCAUACCAAGAAUUCCAACUCAAAAAGGCUCGAGAGGAGCUCAGUGGAAUCACAGAACAGCUAAAAAAUACUAAAUUGGACCGUGAUGCAGAAAUCGCCAGAGUAGAAAAGUCGAACAACGAUAAAGUGAAAGAGCUACAGGAUCAAAUAAGCGACUACAAGUCACAGUUGAGCAACUCCACCAAAGACUACAGAAAGCUUACGGAAAAAAUGUUGGAGUACAAAACCAAUCUCAAGUCAGUUGAGGAUAUCGAGCGGGUCAAGUUUUACAUAAACGGUUGGCAAUACUUUAAACAAAGAUAUAGGGAUGCUGCGCUCAAGGCGCUGGAUUACAUGUUCAUGUAUGACUAUGCUAUCAAUCAAAUCAAAAACAGUCGAUUUAAAGUUAGUGAUGAUUCAAAGUUGGCUGUUGUUGGGUUAUAUCCGGAAUACGUUGGUGGAUCAACGAAACCUAAGCGCACUUUCAAAGGUUUGGCACUAUCUGUGAUAGCAUCAAUAAGGCUAAGCAAGCGGACCAAAUAUGAAAAGACCAGGUUUAAGGAAUUGAACAAGACGAGGAAAGAAUUGGACGACGCUAGGACAAGGUUUAAGAAUAAAGAGAAACCUAAAGCCAUGAGUGAAGAACCACUAUCAGAAAUUUCUUCUUCAACAUCAUCCUUUGUACCGGUCCAUGUGCAAGAUGCAAUCCAGGUCAUUGAUGAGAACAAAGAGUUCAACAAUGCGAUUUUAGAUUACAUUGGCAAGACGUCACUGGCAAAUGUGGGCCACAAUUAUCACAUUGUGGCAGUGUUUGGGUCACAAUCAACGGGUAAGUCAACGUUGUUGAAUAACUUAUUUAAUACUAAUUUUGAUGUCAUGAACGAACACAGUAGACAACAAACAACCAAAGGUAUUUGGUUGGCUCAUUCUCCAGGAGUUUCAACAACAUCUGGCCACGUUUCCACAAAAUCAAACAUUCUUGUUAUGGACGUUGAAGGGACUGACGGAAGAGAAAGAGGUGAGGAUCAGGAUUUUGAGAGGAAAGCCGCCUUAUUUGCAUUAUCCACGUCGGAAGUAUUGAUCCUCAACAUCUGGGAAACCCAAGUUGGGCUAUACCAAGGUGCGAAUUUAGGUUUGUUAAAGACAGUCUUUGAAGUGAAUAUCACGUUGUUUGGAAAAAGCAAGUUGGAUUCCAGUAACGACCACAAGGUGUUGUUGUUGAUUGUUAUUCGAGAUCAUGUGGGAACGACUCCCGUUGAAAGUUUGGCCGACACCAUUACCCAGGAUUUGAAAAAGAUUUGGGACUCAUUGCUGAAGCCAAGCGAGUUGAGCCAUUUAAAAUUUGAGGACUUUUUUGAUUUGGAUUUCCAUGCAUUGAACCAUAAGAUACUUCAGCCGAAAGAAUUCUUGGAGGGAAUCGGAAGACUAGGGGACAGAAUGGUCAAAGAGGGUGACCUCUUCAAGCCUGAGUAUCACCAUAGUAUUCCUGUUGAAGGCUGGACGUUAUAUGCUGAAAAGUGUUGGGAGCAAAUUGAAAACAACAAGGACUUGGAUCUACCAACUCAACAGAUUUUAGUUGCACAAUUCAAGUGUGACGAGAUUGUCGAGCAAAUGUACCAAGAGUUUUUGAGAAAAUUUGGUGAAUUGUUUAAAGUGGUUGAAAAUGACCCAUCGUAUGAAGACAUUGGUGCCGUGUUUAUUGACUUAAAGCAUGAUAUACUUGAAGAGUACGACCACGCGGCAGCCAAAUACAACAAGUCUGUCUACGAACAAAAGCGUGUCAAGUUAGAGUCAUUGAUCCACUCCAAAUUCAAAGAACUCUUUGAUACAUACGCUAAACAGUUGGUUGAAACCACCACAUCUUCGUUUAGGGUUGAUUUAGCGGCAUUAAAAGGAAAAGAUUUUGUUCAACAGAGCAAACAGUUGUCAGAAAAGGUUAUAAACUUGAUUGAAACGAGUUUAGGCUUGAUUUCAUUGGAGGGAGUAUUUGAAUAUAAUGAUGUCAUUGAGCAAGUUGAAAAAGCGAUCAGCUCUACAAUCACAAAGCAGCAAAAGGUUGAAUUGGAUAGUAUUGUAAAUAAGGCUACCAAAAAAUUGUCCACCAGCUUGUCUAAAACGAUACAAUUUGAGCUUAAUGAUCCCAGUGAGACCACUUGGGACAUAAUUUUGAAACAAUUUGACAGUUACAUCAACGAAUUCGUUUCCAAGUAUAAGGGCGAUUUUGGCUUGAAUACUUCAGAAACUGAUAAUGAAGAAGCUGUCAAGAAAUUCAAGUUCAAAUCUUGGAACAACUUUUACGAUCUUAUCCACAAGUUCAUCUACAAGGAGAGGGUUCUUGACAUCUUACAAAGCAGAUUCGACGACAAGUUUAGGUAUGAUUCUAAUGGUUUACCCAAGUUGUAUCAGGAUGCAAGAGAAUUGGAAGCCAACUUUGCUAUUGCUAAGGAAUAUGCUUUAGUGGUUUUACCCGUUCUUACUAUUGCAAAACUCAGCGAUGACUCGGAGAUUGUACCAGAGUUUGAUAUAUUUAAUGCAAAAUUGCGGGCUCAGUAUUUAGGCUUGAAGCUGAGCCAAAGUGAUGAAGACGAAGAUGAAGACAACGACGAGUCACAGUCAUUUUCCGAUAUCAUUGAUGAAACUGAAAAGGCACAAAUUCACUCAAAAUUCAAGAAAGAGAUUGAUGCCAAAUUUGUCGAAACGAAACGUUCCAUUGUUCUGCAUGUUACACAAAUUCCUUACUACAUUUAUCUCGUUAUAAUUGCAUUAGGGUGGAAUGAAUUUAUGGCAAUUGUGCGUAACCCAUUCACAUUUGCUCUUGUUAUUGUGUUGGCGGCAUCAGUCUACGUGUUGUAUACUUUGAAUCUUUUAAAGCCAGCAAUUUCUGUUGGCCAGAGAUUAAUUGAUGAUAUAGUGGUUAUAGCAAAGGAAAAGUUGAGGGAGGUAUUGAUUGAUGACCACGAGAUCCAAGCUCGUAACCUUGACAAGAUGACAGGAAAGGUGAAGCAGGCAAGUUUUGAAGAUGAAAUUGAACGGACAAAGGAGCAGGAAAAGGUUGUGGAGGGGGGUCACAAAGAGAAGGAUGAGAUUGAGUAG